AUGCAAGAGAACUUUGAUUUGAUUGAGGUGUCACAUGAUCAGGUGGAGAGUGAACAUGAGUGCAAUGUGACUAUUGAGGGGGGAAAGAUAGCCAAAGAGACUCGAGGUCUUAAACAUCCUUCGAAGAUUGCAAUGCCCAGAACAGCUUCUCACAUGCACAUGAAAGGGGCCCAAGCCUUCCUUAACAGUGUUGGCAGGACAUCCAUUCAUCAGUAUUAUGCGCUCUUCAGCAAAGCUUGGGGCAUUGCCCAUAAAGGGUGCUCCCUGCUUGAGGACUUGGGGGUUGAACUCCUAGCAGUUCUUCACCAAUCCAUGGCAGACCGUGAACAUAUUUGGCUUGCUUGCAAUAUGCAACUUGCUUACACCUGGUUCAUUGAGCUUGAGUUGCUGGCAAUGACUACGAAGACAUUGGAUGGGACCAUGGCUGCAGCAUCCUCGUCUGUUGCUUUGGGUAGCACAGAGCCCACAAUUUAG
Messenger RNA from Laetiporus sulphureus 93-53, 474 nucleotides. RefSeq lists its product as uncharacterized. The coding region runs from base 1 to 474 and encodes 157 amino acids. The record is from RefSeq and is a predicted model, not a curated record. NCBI's taxonomy places the organism in Eukaryota, Fungi, Basidiomycota, Agaricomycetes, Polyporales, Laetiporaceae. The transcript is spliced from 3 exons.